AUGACGGUGGUUGUGAAUCUAUCAGACAAGAUAUUGAAUUCAGACCACUACUCCUUACUGAAUAAAGGUCUAUCUUAUGUUCCUGUUACUAAACCAGAUCCUUUCCACAUGGAAGUAGAAAUGUACAAGACCCAACGGAUCCUAUAUAGCCAUGAAAUCAGACGAGACAUUGUCAAGACUUCACCACACCCCUUUUAUAAAAGACAUCAGAAGGAUAUUCGAACACCAAAUGCAUCUAUCAAAACUUUUAUCCAAACG
This is a messenger RNA of Pelobates cultripes (western spadefoot toad), 258 nucleotides long. NCBI's taxonomy places the organism in Eukaryota, Metazoa, Chordata, Amphibia, Anura, Pelobatidae. The record is from the annotation of a GenBank genome assembly.